GGCAGUAGUGGGAUGAGGUGUGGGAUUGAGGGGGAACAUUGCUGUGUGUACUUCAUAGGAAGAAAGCGCUGCUUGUUUGCCACACUACUAUCUGCCCAAAGGGAACUUAGAUGGGUGACCAGGAAUAUCUUCACAUUCAUCUUCCAGACAGCUGGCGCAUAUACUUCCUGGAUGUAAAAAGUUGGAUAUAGUUGGAGGAAAAACUUUUGUGAGCAACUUACCUGGAAACUAACUGAUAAACAUUUGGAGUAUCUGACCUUGUUGUUGCCAAUUUGUACCUACUGUAACCACUCCUAAUGUAGAAGACUAUGCUGGCAAAGAUCCAGUUUCAUUAGAACAAGAUUGUAUUCCCCUUUCAUUUGGAUUGGAAUGAAGGAACCAACAAUGGGAUUGCACUCAAGAUAACACUCCUGGAAAGGGUAUCUAAUGGCUCUCAUCUUUUUGGGUGGUUUAUAUCUGCACUUUUGAUGGUUUUCAUAUCUGAAGGAUUUUCCUUUUGGAAAUAUUUCAAAUAAAAAAUUGUUUUUCCUUGGAAAUAACUUCUUCCUUGAACACUAUACAUCAUGGGAGACAUGGCUAACAACUCGGUAGCAUACAGUGGUGUAAAAUACACUAUAAAAGAUUCCAAUCAUGGAGACUUUGGCAUUACACUUGAAGAGCUUCGUGAUCUUAUGGAAUUGCGUUCUGCAGAUGCUUUGCAUAAAAUACAAGAUUGCUAUGGAGAUGCACAUGGAAUCUGUACAAGAUUGAAAACUUCUCCAAAUGAAGGCUUAAGUGGAAACCCAGCAGAUAUAGAAAGGAGAGCAGCUGUGUUUGGGAAGAACUUUAUACCUCCUAAAAAGCCAAAAACAUUUCUUCAAUUAGUAUGGGAAGCACUACAGGAUGUUACAUUAAUUAUAUUAGAAAUUGCAGCCAUAGUAUCAUUGGGCCUUUCUUUUUACCAACCACCAGGAGGGAAUGAAGCAGUAUGUGGAACAGUAGCAGCUGGUGAAGACGAGGAUGAAAGUGAAACAGGCUGGAUCGAAGGAGCUGCAAUUCUCCUGUCUGUCGUUUGUGUGGUAUUAGUCACAGCUUUCAAUGACUGGAGUAAAGAGAAACAAUUUAGGGGAUUGCAAAGCCGCAUUGAACAAGAGCAGAAGUUUACUGUCAUCAGGGGUGGCCAAGUCAUCCAGAUACCUAUAGCUGACAUAGUUGUUGGUGAUAUUGCACAAGUAAAAUAUGGUGACCUUUUACCAGCAGAUGGUGUACUUAUACAAGGAAAUGACCUCAAAAUUGAUGAAAGCUCACUGACUGGAGAAUCUGAUCAUGUUAAGAAAACAUCUGAUCGAGAUCCUAUGUUGCUCUCAGGUACUCAUGUAAUGGAAGGUUCUGGACGAAUGGUAGUUACUGCUGUAGGUGUAAACUCACAAACUGGAAUUAUCUUUACCUUGCUUGGUGCUGGAGGUGAUGACGAAGAAGAAAAGAAAGAAAAAGAGAAAAAGGACAAGAAAACAAAAGCUCAGGAUGGUGCAGCGAUGGAAAUGCAGCCCCUAAAAAGUGAAGAUGGUGGUGAUGGAGACGACAAAAAAAGAAACAAUAUGCCCAAGAAAGAAAAAUCGGUUCUUCAAGGAAAGCUCACUAAGCUAGCAGUUCAGAUUGGCAAAGCAGGAUUGCUGAUGUCUGCAGUCACAGUCAUCAUUCUUGUAUUAUAUUUUGUAAUUGAUACCUUCUGGGUCCAGAAACGUGCUUGGCUUGCUGAAUGUACACCAAUAUAUAUUCAGUACUUUGUGAAGUUCUUUAUCAUUGGUGUUACUGUCCUGGUUGUGGCAGUUCCAGAGGGUCUUCCGCUUGCAGUUACUAUCUCACUGGCUUACUCUGUAAAGAAAAUGAUGAAAGAUAAUAACUUGGUCAGACAUCUGGAUGCUUGUGAAACAAUGGGAAAUGCAACAGCCAUUUGCUCAGAUAAAACAGGAACAUUGACAAUGAACAGAAUGACAGUAGUCCAAGCUUACAUCAGUGAAAAACAUUAUAAAAAAAUUCCUGAGGCACAAGCUAUUCCUGAGAAAACCUUGUCAUACCUUGUAACAGGAAUCUCUGUAAACUCUGCUUAUACUUCCAAAAUCUUGCCUCCUGAAAAGGAAGGUGGCUUGCCCCGUCAUGUUGGUAAUAAAACUGAAUGUGCCUUGCUGGGACUGCUUCUGGAUUUGAAACGAGACUACCAGGAUGUUAGAAAUGAAAUACCAGAAGAGGCACUUUACAAAGUCUACACCUUCAACUCUGUUAGAAAGUCCAUGAGUACUGUGUUAAAGAACUCUGAUGGCAGUUUCCGGAUAUUCAGCAAGGGUGCCUCCGAGAUAGUACUUAAAAAAUGCUUCAAGAUACUGAGCGCUAAUGGUGAACCCAAAGUGUUCAGGCCAAGGGACCGUGAUGAUAUUGUAAAAACUGUGAUUGAGCCUAUGGCCUCAGAGGGACUCAGAACCAUAUGUCUGGCAUUCAGAGACUUCCCAGCUGGAGAACCUGAGCCAGAAUGGGACAAUGAAAAUGACAUUGUCACUGGGCUUACAUGUAUUGCUAUUGUAGGCAUUGAAGACCCUGUGAGGCAUGAGGUACCAGAUGCAAUAAAAAAAUGCCAGCGUGCUGGUAUAACUGUGCGUAUGGUUACUGGUGAUAAUAUCAACACUGCCCGUGCUAUCGCUUUAAAAUGUGGCAUUUUGCAUCCUGGUGAAGAUUUCUUAUGCAUAGAAGGUAAAGAAUUCAACCGACGAAUACGUAAUGAAAAAGGAGAGAUAGAACAAGAGAGAAUAGACAAAAUUUGGCCCAAGCUUCGUGUGCUUGCAAGAUCAUCCCCCACUGACAAACACACACUGGUAAAAGGUAUAAUAGACAGCACAGUUUCAGAACAGAGGCAAGUUGUAGCGGUGACUGGUGAUGGUACCAACGAUGGCCCAGCAUUGAAAAAAGCAGAUGUUGGCUUUGCCAUGGGUAUCGCUGGAACUGAUGUAGCUAAAGAAGCAUCUGAUAUUAUUCUCACCGAUGACAACUUCACAAGCAUUGUUAAAGCAGUUAUGUGGGGCCGAAAUGUGUAUGACAGUAUCUCCAAAUUCCUUCAGUUCCAGCUUACUGUCAAUGUAGUUGCAGUAAUUGUUGCUUUCACGGGAGCAUGUAUUACACAAGAUUCUCCACUUAAAGCUGUUCAGAUGUUAUGGGUAAAUCUCAUAAUGGACACACUGGCUUCGCUUGCCUUGGCAACGGAACCACCCACAGAAUCUCUCUUGCUGAGGAAGCCUUACGGUAGAAAUAAACCUCUCAUCUCGCGAACAAUGAUGAAGAAUAUUCUGGGCCAUGCUUGCUAUCAGCUUGUGGUUGUCUUUACACUCCUGUUUGCUGGUGAAAAAAUAUUUGACAUUGAUAGUGGACGGAAUGCACCUCUUCACGCACCUCCUUCAGAGCACUAUACUAUUGUGUUUAAUACAUUUGUUAUGAUGCAGCUUUUUAAUGAAAUAAAUGCCCGAAAAAUCCACGGGGAAAGGAAUGUAUUUGAAGGAAUUUUCAAUAAUGCUAUAUUCUGUACCAUAGUUCUGGGCACAUUUAUUGUACAGAUCGUCAUUGUGCAGUUUGGAGGAAAACCUUUCAGUUGUUCAGAGCUUACAGCAGAACAAUGGCUCUGGUCAAUUUUUCUAGGAAUGGGAACACUUCUCUGGGGCCAGUUGAUAUCAACAAUUCCAACCAGCCACUUGAAAUUCCUUAAAGAAGCUGGUCAUGGAACCCAGAAGGAAGAGAUUCCAGAAGAAGAGUUGGCAGAAGAUGUAGAGGAGAUUGAUCAUGCUGAAAGAGAACUGCGGCGUGGUCAGAUAUUGUGGUUUAGGGGCCUAAACAGGAUACAAACUCAGAUGGAUGUAGUGAAUGCUUUCCAGAGUGGAACUUCUAUUCAGGGGGCUCUAAGGCGGCAACCUUCCAUCGCCAGCCAGCAUCAUGAUAUCCGAGUGGUGAAUGCAUUUCGUAGUUCCUUAUAUGAAGGAUUAGAAAAACCUGAGACACGAAGUUCGAUCCACAAUUUUAUGACGCAUCCGGAGUUUAGCAUAGAAGAUUCUGAGACUCAUAUUCCCCUUAUUGAUGAUACCGAUGCUGAAGAUGAUGCUCCAACAAAACGAAACUCCACUCCUCUUCCACCCUCUCCCAACAAAAAUAACAAUGCUGUUGACAGUGGAAUUCAUCUUACAACAGACUUGAACAAGUCUGCUACCUCUUCAUCCCCAGGGAGCCCACUACAUAGUUUGGAAACAUCACUCUGAUUGUAAGCCGAAUGUUAAUACAUUAGCUGCAUUGUAAAGAAACAAAUUGAAACUGGGUCUUCUCACUCACCCACUGAAAUGGGCAAGAUGGUAUUCUUGUCUUGGACUUCAACAAGAAGAUAUACUUGUACGAAUGUAGAUUUAUUUUUUUAAAAAAAGCUUUCUGCCAGACUUGAGGGUGCUUUUGGGGGUGGGAGUAAUAAUGAACUCUGACAGAUAAACAGUAACUUGGUUUAAGUGACCUGUGGAUCAUCAGCUGUACUUAAAAAUGGCCCUUAAGAAUGUCUUAGCGGAGCUUUCGUUUCUUGUUCCUUUUUGAGGAGAGGUCUGGAAAGGGCAAGGGAGCUCUGGAUCACUGAAUUGAUGAUGAUUUUUCAUUUCUGCUGUUGGCUGUUAAUAAUUUGGAUUAUUUAUGUUUAUAAAUGAUACAGAUCUGUUUACAAGGUUUGUAGAUACUUUUUUGUUCCUGUUCAUAGAUGGGAAGCUUCCUUAUAAAUGAUGCAGAAAAUAUUAGUCCAUCAAAUACUGCUGUAUUUUCAGGAAAGGGUGUUUCUAUUGAAACUGUACUAAAAUUUUGCCUGCAACUUACCUUGUUAAAUAUUGUAGAUAAAAUUGCUACUACUAAUAGCCAAAUAGGUAACACUAAUGCUUUGUAAAAACAAAAAACAAGGGGGGGAAACCAUGAGCAGUGGUGUUCUGAUGAAGUUAUGGCCUCUGUCCUAAUUAGUUUCUUAAACAUUUACUACUUAAUGGUUUUGAAGCAACUGUACAAAAUUUAAAAAUUGAGAAACUUACUGAAUAACUUCUGUUCAGAAUUUAGUAGAGGAUUGUUUAAUGCAGGACAAUGAGAUGGAAGUUGCUUGAAAUACUUUUGUUAUCUCAGGCAAAAUGGAUUAAAUCAAAAUACAUCAGAACCUUAGUCCUUUUGUUUUUGUCUAAACACAGUAGCUUAGUGCUGUCUUGGUGAACUGUGAGUGAAGCUGUUUAUUUUUUCUGAUCUUUAGUAUCUUUACAGCAUGAGGGCUGCUGGCAUUUGGAAAGUCAUUAGUAGGUAGCAUAAAUGUUUUCUUUUUGUUUUGAAAUUCAUUUGUAAAAAAAAUAAAUAAAUCGGCCCUUUUGUUAAAAUAAAUAUGCGGCAAUGUUUUUUACAGUAUUCAGCAUCUUUACAAAUUGUUGGUUUUUUAAAAAAAUAGAUUUUGGUGGCUUUGUUGAGAAUGAAGUUAAUGAAAGUUUUUCCAAAAAAAUAAAUAAAAAUACACUGGGUGAUAUCCAACAGUGUCAGUCAGCUUUUGCAAGUGAGUCUUGCUUGUGCGAUGGGACUUGGAACUUCACCAUUCUCUCCUCCCCCCUGCAUGCCCCCAGAAUCUGCCCCAUAGGAUUAGGGGUCCCACUGGAGCAGCUUGAGGGGGCAUGGGAGGUGGCUCUAAGGGAAGGGGAAGUCCUGUCUCAUGUUCACUGCUGCAGUGCUGAAUAUCACUCACUGUUCUCAUUGGUGCAACAGAUGAGAUUUGCGAAUCAGGCUGGAUAUUUUCUCAAGGCUUAAAGGUCUUAAUAUUGGCAGCAAAAUGUGCUCUCCUAUAAGGUUACCCGUGACUACUUAAAAAAGAAAACCAGAAUUCUUGGAAAUAAAGUCAGAUGGGAAGUAUUGACUAUCCUUAUAAACCAGUUUUUUGGGGGGGCCAAAAAUAGCACAGGUAGCAAGAAGCUGGAAAACAUACAAUUGAGUCUCUGAAAGUUGGAUUUUUCUAAAAGCAGUGUUUUGUAACAAUCUGUUCCUCCUUUUGGAUUUCUUUUCUGCAUCUAAAACAUUUUCUCCUCCUGCAAGUCUUGGAUACUUUUUUUUUCUUUUGCCAGUGAAGCCAAACAAAGAGGAAAAGAAUAAAUAACUCAGAUAAGUAGUUUGAUGAAAGUACUGCUGAGUGGGAAAGUGAAACAGGACCCUUGACAGUAGCUCUUUGUGCGUUCUGAGUCAUGGCUGAAGGCGCCUAGGUUUCACUCUUCAAAACGAUCUGCUUUUAAAUCCUUUUGUAAGAGCUGUGCCUUUCUCAUAAGGGAACCUGGCAUGCAUCAGCUCUGAUGGUAGGUGGUGUUUUGACCUAGUUUGAGGAGAGUAGUUCUGGGGAAGCUAACCUAACAAGGUAAAGAGAAGAGGAUGCACCAUAUAUGUAGUGUGUAGAAUUAAACAACUCGAGAAUGAAAUGGCUACACUGGGUAGGUAAUGCCUAAAUCAAAUGCAGAUUGUUGCAGUUUUUCAAUGAAAUGAUGUACAAAUGUUCAAGUAAAAUAUUUAGGAUUUUGGUAUUCAACCAACUCUCUUCAGUGGGCAUAUAUAGCCAUCCUUGAAGGUUUUGCACAUUGUAUCCCACUGUCAACCAACGACUCAUUCAAAUUUCAUGAAUGGUUUCUCCUAGUCCCUUCUGGAAAAUUCACUAUAUAGUCACACUACAUUUGUACUUUUAUGUAACAGCUAUUCCAGAGGUUCCUUCUUGUAAGUGGAGAGGAAAUACAGUUUGGGAAGGUGACAAUCUUGUAACCAGGAGGAGAGUGUUCCUGCAACAGAUAUAGAUAAGUGAAAUUUAACUGUCGAGAUUCAAUGUAAUAGUACUUGUUACAUUUUUACCUUGCUAUUUGAACACAAUCCUGGGGUUUUUUCUGUCUGAAUGGUAGUCAUGAUUGCACUCUACUGUCCAAAAAUCUACUGUGAAUUAUUUCAGACCUUUUUUUUGAGGAACUGUAGACUUUGUGUACAAAUUAUCCAUUUUGAUGCUGUUGACCGACAGUACAUUGAGUCUUACAGCAAGUGUAAGUGUAAUCUGAAAUUGGGACUACUUGUUCAAUAACGUUACUACUGUGAAAGCAACAUACCAUAUUAUGUUAGUUAUCAAACUAUCGUUGCUGCUUUUCAACUGCUGAGCCCCACAUUGCUUUCUCUGGUUGUAAGGCUUUUUAGCUUGCUCAAUGUAACUUAAAUAAAUAAAUGUGCUGUUUAUCUGUC
Molecule: messenger RNA, 7266 nt
Organism: Zootoca vivipara (common lizard)
Lineage: Eukaryota; Metazoa; Chordata; Lepidosauria; Squamata; Lacertidae
Source: RefSeq, a predicted model, not a curated record